UCCCAGGUCUUCCAGAGACGUAACACUGGGCAGCUGGACUUCUUCAAGCGCUGGCGGACCUACGUGGAAGGCUUUGGGGAUCCCAUGAAGGAGUUCUGGCUUGGACUUGACAAGCUACACAAUCUCACUGCUGGCACCCCUACCCGCUACGAGGUGAGAGUGGACCUGCAGACUGCGAACGAAUCUGCCUAUGCUGUGUAUGAUUCCUUCCAGGUGGCCUCCAGCAAGGAGCGGUACAGGCUCACAGUUGGGAAAUACAGAGGCACAGCAGGGGAUGCUCUUACUUACCACAAUGGAUGGAAGUUCACAACUUUUGACAGAGACAAUGAUAUUGCCCUUAGCAACUGUGCCCUGACCCAUCAUGGUGGCUGGUGGUACAAGAACUGCCACCUGGCCAACCCCAAUGGCAGAUACGGGGAGACCAAACACAGUGAGGGGGUGAACUGGGAGCCGUGGAAAGGACAUGAAUUCUCCAUUCCUUAUGUGGAGUUGAAAAUCCGCCCUCAUGGCUACAGUGGGGAGCAUGUCCUGGACAGAAAGAAGUGGACACUAGGAGAAAAUUCGAGAACGUUCUGAUGGCCUAUCGGAGCAGUCAUCACACGAGACAAGACCGGCCCAGAGUUGGGGCUGUGUAGGCUUGGGGCAGGGUGGGUGGUGGUGACUGGUUCAUGGAAGUUUGGGGGAUGCUCCUGGCCUCUGGUUUCUGAGAUGGCUGGAUAACCUUCAGGACAAAGCACGUGACCAAGCUUCAGACCAUACAGGUUAUUUCCCUUGGUUACCUGCGUUUUUGCCCAUCUAUAUACUGGGGUCCCGAAAAUCAACCAAUGGUAGAAUAUGAGAAAGACGACUCCUGACUGCAAGGUUUUUCAGUCUAUCUUCAGUAACAAAUAUACAGGAUUGGGCGGGGAGGGGGAAAAGAAAUAAUCAUUUAGCACUUCACCAAUUGGAAAUCUCUGGAAAUUGGUAUAUAUAUAUAUAUAUGUAUAUAUAUAUAUGUAAAGCUCUGCUACUAGAAAUCUUUUCCUUAGAAAGAAGCACCAAGGAAGGGUUCGCUUUGAUGGCAAAGGGGCUAAAGUCUGAUGCUUGUUAUCUCCCAUAACCACUGGGUUUUGAGAAAAAAAGCUAUAAAUCUUUCCCCGUUUAAAAAAUGCUAGUGUUAGGAGGAAGAACAAAGGAAGAACCAUGAGGGACCGAGAUGGAUUACCGUCUAGCUAAGUUAGGACCAGUGUCCAGCAUACUGGAAACCAAGCUUCUGUGUUAAACUGCUCUUCUCGAGGGCCCCCUUCCCACCCAUCUGCAUAUUCACUUGCAUAGAUCUGCAUAUGUUGUGAAUAAAUUCUCACUCAUUUCAACUUUAAAUAAUUUGACUGUUUUGAUGAUUGAUUCCUCCCAAAGACUCUUCUGUGACUCCCGUUCAUGCCCUCCAGUCCUCAGCCCCGCUCCCUUCCCUGGCCCCCCACAUGGUCGGACCCUUAGGUUUCCUGAAGCUGCUCCGAGAUGGAGGUGUACUGUUUGAAUGGGCACUUGGCCAGUCGGAUCCCUGGGGCUUAUUUUCCUGUGACUCUGGAAGGUUUUUCUGUAGUGAAGUCCGUGAUCAUUAUUAAAGUAACUUAAAUUCCUAUUCA
Messenger RNA from Leptonychotes weddellii (Weddell seal), 1625 nucleotides. NCBI's taxonomy places the organism in Eukaryota, Metazoa, Chordata, Mammalia, Carnivora, Phocidae. The record is from RefSeq and is a predicted model, not a curated record.